Molecule: messenger RNA, 1247 nt
Organism: Chaetomium fimeti
Lineage: Eukaryota; Fungi; Ascomycota; Sordariomycetes; Sordariales; Chaetomiaceae
Exons: 3
Coding region: 168-1157 (329 amino acids)
Source: RefSeq, a predicted model, not a curated record
GAAAAAGAUUCCCGCAAGCAUCGGUAUCCCUGCGAGAAAAGGAAUUCAAAACGGCGCAGGGUUUUUGCAGGCUUUGAGCGCUUCCUUCCCUCUGAAAAGUGGAUGACCAGAAGCGGAGACCACAGGGCUUUCCAGGUUGAGGCAGGCAUUCGUGAAGCUGAAGAAAAAUGGCAGGCACGAUUCUGGGGAACAACACAAACACGUUCAUUGGACCGGGAGGUUAUUUCAAGUUCUGGCCAAUCGUACCUCACCACCGACUGGACCCCUCGGUUCUCUCUUUUCUCACUUUCAGCUUCAAGUUCGCAUCUUACCUCGCCAUCUUCAGAGAACGAACACCCACUUCAAGCUUCUUCUGUCUUUCCCCGCGCGCAACUAACAUCUCGCUAAAUUCAUCCGCCAGUCGGACAUCGCGAACAUUUUUGUUCCUUUUCGACUGGCUGCAGUUUCGGCAGGUGAGAUUUAGCGCUCCAACCCGAGGCGAGGUGGGUUCGUGGGUAGUGGCCCACCGUCUUCGAGUAUCAGAAUCCAGCACCCCACCCGGUUAUCAGACGAACUCUGGAGGAUUUAUCAGAAAUUCUACUUGUAGCGAAAUAUUUCGGGUGUGCCUGGUCGUCAGUAAUGAGCCAUCGAAAACAAGCAAGCAGUGGGCUGCCGUCCUGCUCCACUUGGCACAAAGCAGCGGAAGCACGCAAAACGACGCCAUGAGCAGCCGGGCGUGGGGGUUCGUGAUUACACAAAACGUACGGAGUAUCGCUAUUCUCGCGGCAGCUAAUAGUUUCGGGGGCCGCUUAUCUCGGUUGCUGGGCCAGAAAACCAACGAUAUCAUGCAAGGCCACCGUUGGCGAAGCAGCAUGACGGAGCCCAGCGAAGCAGCAAAACUUGAUGACCUGCCCCAUGAGGUUGUCCAGGGGGGGACUUCAUUUGAUAAGCCUCUCCCGAUUGCUCUCUCACUCACCUCCAGCCGUUCCAAACACCAACGUUCACAAACCAAUGACCCCCAAAAUCGACCAAGUCCUUCGCGCUGUCGACUUUUGGUGGCAAGCUGCCGGUCAGCGGACCACCCCGCCGUUUGGCCCUUGACUUACUCAUGCAGAGGACACAGCCUCCACCAAAGGCUUCCACACGGGCUUCCAGCGACCUUCUGUACGGGCAGAUGAGGAGCGUUGCUUAUCGAUCGCCCGGUGAACGCAAGGGGCGAGAUCUGUAGCGGGGGUUGAGAUACGACGCCGAGAACUCCGGAGCCCACC